Messenger RNA from Drechmeria coniospora, 1149 nucleotides. Its product is annotated as RNA helicase-like protein. The record is from RefSeq and is a predicted model, not a curated record. The transcript has a single exon. Bases 1 to 1149 code for a protein of 382 amino acids. Lineage: Eukaryota; Fungi; Ascomycota; Sordariomycetes; Hypocreales; Ophiocordycipitaceae.
AUGCCUAGCUCGGCAAGGCCUUCGAGGCAAGCCAGACGCGACGACGGCGACAGAAUCGAACCAGGCGACGAUGAUCGAAGGAGGUGCCGCUCCCCGGAACGCAAGCGACGGAGGGUCGUUGAGUCACGGCGGAGAAGUGGCUCGCCCGAGGCAGACAGCAGAGGGGGUUCAACGCGGCGACACCGUGGCCGGCGCGAUGGAAGGACGUCGACGGCGGCGACGGCUGGGCCCGUGGGCGAUGGGCUGCCCUGCUCGGCACGGCCGCUGUCCAAGUCGGAUCUCCGGACCUUUGCCCCGCUCUUUGUGCACUACCUACGGCUGCAGAAACAAAAGGAAGCCGACGAGAUGGACGAGCGCGAGUUCAAAGGCCGGUGGAAGAGCUUCGUCGGGAAGUGGAACCGAGCCGAGCUCGCCGAGGGCUGGUAUGACGCCGAACUUUUCUCACGCAUCGUCGAAGAGGCACCGCCUGUCGACGAGUGGUGGGCACGGCGACCGGAGACUUUGUCACGGCCCACUGCCCAAGCACUCGCGAGGGAAGAUGACAACGACAACGACGAGGACGAGGACGGCGACGGCAGCAGCAAUCACGCGAAAGAAAAGUAUGAGGAACAAGACCAGGAUCGGGGGGAGGACAGCGACGACUACGGUCCGACUCUGCCGCGGCCCGACGCCAAGCGUCACGUUGGCGCCCAGGUCCCGUCCCUGCAAGACAUCUCGCUGCGCAACGAGCGGGCCCGAGAGUCUAGGGAGGCGGAUGCGGAAGCUCUCCGAGAGGCCCGCAAGGUAGAUCGGGUCCAACAAAAGGAGCGGCUCGAGGAGCUUGUGCCGCGGGCGGAAGCGGGCACUCGCGAGCGCAAGCUCGAGAAGCGACAAGAGGUCAACGAACGGAUGCGGGAGAUCCGGUCCACCCGCAGCCCCGGUUUGGAGGCGGCCGACGAGAAGGAGAUGAUGGGCGGCGGCGACUCGGUCGAAGAGUACAAGCGGAUGCAGGAGAGGGAGCAGAGGCGCAAGACGGAGCGGCAGCUGCGGCGGGAGGAGGUCGACAGGGCGAGGCGGGAAGAGGUGGCGGAGCGGCGGCGGGCGUGGCAAGAGAGGGAGGACGGCACUGUCAACAUGCUCCGAGAACUUGCGAGGCAGAGGUUCGGCUGA